ACGGUGCAGAUUGCAACCGUCGAACGAACGUAAAUUGGUGACUGUGUGAUAAGAAGUUUCGCGACACCAAAUCGGUCGCAAGUGUGCAAAUGUUUACGCGGUCGCAUGAUGAAGAUUGUUUGUGUUAAGAUUGUGAAGAGGUUCUGGAAGAAAUUCGCCGUGGACCACUACUCGUCUUAUUUGUUUCAUCUUGAAUAUCGAAAUUAGGAGCCUGGAGUAAUUGUCCAAAAUGACGGACGCCGUUUCCCAGCACAUGCUGUCGACGGUGGACGUGGGCGAGAAAAUCGUGUUGGGUUUGGGGGUCGCUGAUGUUGGGGCGGCCAUGCAAAAAUUCGGAUGGGUCGACUACGUGAUGUUCAUGUGCAUGCUGCUGAUGUGCAUGGGCAUCGGAUUGUACUACGGUUUGCUCCACACGUCCAACACCGCCCAAGACUACUUGAUAGGUGGCAGGGCCAUGAAGGUUUUUCCUGUGGCCAUGUCCCUGAUUGCAAGUUGGGUGAGCGGAAUAUCACUAUUGGGCAUUCCUACUGAGAUUUAUGUUUAUGGAGUGCAAUAUUUGUACAUAACAGGUGGCUUCAUUAUAUCAGCAAUUAUUUUUAGUUAUGUAUUUUUACCAGUAUUUCAUGGACUCUCGCUGACUUCAAUAUAUGAAUACCAAGAACUGAGAUUUGAUAAAAAGGUGCGACUUUUUGGUUCAAUUCUGUUUACUAUUGGUUUGAUCUCCUGGCUACCCUUAGUAAUAUAUGUUCCUGCUUUAGCCUUUAACCAAGUGACUGGAGUUAACGUCCAUUUAAUCACACCAAUCGUCUGUAUUAUCUGCAUAUUUUACACUUCCAUGGGAGGAAUAAAGGCCGUUGUUUGGACCGAUGUGAUCCAAAUUAUUGUGAUGUUUGGCUCAAUUUUCCUAGUGAUCAUCAAAGGUACCAUAGACACAGGCGGAUUUAGUACCAUUAUCGAAAGAAACUUAGAAAGUGAUAGAAUAGAGGCGCCAAAUCUAGAUUUGGAUCUGCAUUCCCGACAUACGUUGUUAGCAUUAACGAUAGGAGGUUUCAUACAUACUCUCAACUCGUCAGCUUUGAAUCAAAAUAUGACCCAAAGAUACUUAUCACUGCCCAGCAUUAAAUCAGCCAGAAGGAGCCUUUGGAUAUUCACAUUUGGGACAAUUUUAAUAAUACUUCUGUCAGGGUACGCAGGAUUACUUCUUUUUGCAACCUAUCACAAGUGUGACCCAUUGACAACCAUGUUAGCCAGAGAAAAAGAUCAGCUCCUGCCGUUAUUAGUAAUGGAAAUUCUCGGUGAUUUUCCUGGAUUACCCGGAAUAUUUGUGGCAGGAAUAUUCAGUGCAGCCUUAAGCUCUCUUUCCACUGGUCUUAAUGCGAUGGCAGCAGUAUUUUUAGAAGAUUUCUACAAGCCGUUUGCCAAGAAUGGUGUCAGCGAAAAAACAACUUAUUAUAUUAUGAAAUUAACUGUUAUAAUCCUCGGCGCAAUUUGUGUGGCAUUAGUUUUUAUUGUGGAAAAACUCGGAGCUGUUUUACAACUUACCAUGAGUUUUGGAGCAAUUUCAUCUGGCCCAUCACUGGGAAUAUUUACUAUGGGUGUACUUUUACCAUGGGUUAAUGCCAAGGGGGCACUGAUUGGCGGCAUAUCCGGUUUAUCUUUCAUGUCCUGGUUAUGCAUACGAGCACAAUCACUGAUUGCGUCAGGCGAUUUGACGUUUCCAGAGAAACCGGUUACAACCGAGGGCUGUCACUAUCAUUUCACCCCCAAACAUUCAGUACCACUUUUAAACCUUCACCUGGAUCCACUCGUGAACAUCACCAAUGUAACACACACGGACGAAAAAUUUAUGAUAUAUCGAUUAUCAUAUUUAUGGUAUGCAACUAUGGGAGCUGGAAUUACCAUUAUUGUCGGUCUCCUCGUAAGUUUGAUCUCUAAACCGACUGAUCCUAGGGACUUAGACCCACAAUUAUUGGCCCCGUGUUUGCGGAAGUGGAUCAAACCUAGGGAGUUUCCGAAUGAACCGGGAGACGGGAUUAUAUACGCUUAUGGAUCUAAAGAUCUUAACACAUUUGAUAACAGUGAGUUACAUUUGGAGAAAAUAAAAAGACAAGAUGAGAUUCUUAUUAUAAAUUUUUAAAAAACAUUGUUCAUCAAAUUUACAGCCGCUUAGUGAAAUUCCAUUCAUAUAAAACUUUCUCUGACAAUGAUCUACAUAAAGCAGUAAAAAAAUUGAACAAUUAUGAUUGCAACAUAGUCCCACAUUAAAUACUACUCUAUGAAAACAUACUACCAUACCUUCGAUAGCUCAGUUGGUAGAGCGGUGGACUGUAGUUUGUAUUCAUGAAAUAGUCAUCCAUAGGUCGCUGGUUCAAAUCCGGCUCGAAGGAAACUUUUUAUGAAAUCAUUAAUUGAGCCUCAUGUUAAUCCCAAUAGUUGUUUUUAUUGUCUCUGUUACUUUUGAUGCUACAUAAAAUUAGUUUUACCUAUUGUUGAAGUAUAAUUAAAAUCACGUGACGACAAAAGACAAAUUUUAAAAUUCAACAUACAUUUUAAUUUAAA
This is a messenger RNA of Aethina tumida (small hive beetle), 2559 nucleotides long. Its product is annotated as sodium-coupled monocarboxylate transporter 1-like. Gene Ontology annotation, cellular component: membrane. Lineage: Eukaryota; Metazoa; Arthropoda; Insecta; Coleoptera; Nitidulidae. The transcript has 15 exons. Gene Ontology annotation, biological process: transmembrane transport; sodium ion transport. Gene Ontology annotation, molecular function: symporter activity. The record is from RefSeq and is a predicted model, not a curated record. Bases 230 to 2137 code for a protein of 635 amino acids.